CAGUGCUCUGGGGACACUGGUUUCGGUCCCUGGCGGCCACUGUCCUCCGACCCAGGGGAGCUCCCGGAGAGCUGGAUGAAUUCUGGGUUGCUAGCUGCGCGCAGCUGGGCUCCCGGGAGCCGGUUCCUGGUGGAAAACAGGGGGCGUCUGGCCACGGGACCAGCGGCGCGCUGAGACUCAACAUGACCCUCCUGGGGGCUGAGCACUCUUUGCUGAUUAGGAGCAAGUUCAGAUCAGUUUUGCAGUUACGACUUCAGCAGAGAAGGGCCCAGGAGCAACUGGCUAGCCAGGGCUUCAUACCACCGCUGAGAGGUCCAACUGUGUUCCAUGAGCAAAGAAAGCAUUCGGACAGUGACCAGACAGAAGACGCCCUGCAGCGCAAGGUCAGAAGCAGGCCCGACCGCGCCCACUCGGCUACUAUGCACAUACUCCAGGCCUCCACAGCAGAGAGGUCCCUUCCCGCUGCUCAGAUGAAGCUGAAAAGAGCCCGACUUGCAGAUGAUCUCAACGAAAAAAUUGCUCUCCGGCCGGGGCCGCUGGAGCUGGUGGAGAAGAACAUACUCCCUGUGGAUUCUACUGUGAAAGAGGCCAUCAAAGGGAACCAGGUGAACUUCUCCAAGUCAGCAGAUGCCUUUGCCUUCGACGAGGACAGCAGCAGCGACGGGCUUUCUCCGGAUCACACUCGAAGCGAAGACCCCCAGGGCCCAGCGAGGUCCCCCCCAGACACCAAAGCUACGGAGACCCCUUUGGCAUGUCCUCCGGGGACAAUCCAGUCCAAGUCCUUGAGCGACAGUAAGAACCGCCACAAGAAGCCCAAGGACCCCAAGCCAAAGGUGAAGAAGCUCAAGUACCACCAGUACAUCCCUCCAGACCAGAAGGCAGAGAAGUCGCCGCCACCCAUGGACUCGGCCUACGCGCGGCUGUUACAGCAGCAGCAGCUGUUCCUGCAGCUGCAGAUCCUCAGCCAGCAGCAGCAGCAGCGCUUCGGCUACACCAGCAUCCACCCCACUCAGCUCAAGGAACAAAAUGAGCAGAUGGUCAGAAAUCCAAACUCUUCUUCAACACCACUGAGCAGUACCCCUUUGUCUCCUGUCAAAAACAGCUUUUCUGGACAAACCGGUGUCUCUUCUCUCAAGCCAGGCCCACUUCCAUCAAACCUGGAUGAUCUGAAGGUGUCCGAGUUAAGACAGCAGCUUCGGCUCCGAGGCCUGCCCGUGUCAGGCACCAAGACGGCGCUCAUGGACCGGCUGCGGCCCUUCCAGGACUGCGCGGGGAGCCCCGUGCCCAGCUUCGGGGACAUCACCACCGUCACCUUUCCCGUCACGCCAACCGGCGCUCUGCCCCAUUACCAGUCCUCCCCGUCCGCCAGCGCCUUGUCCAACGGCUUCUACCACUUCGGCAGCACCAGCUCCAGCCCCCCCAUCUCGCCCGCCUCCUCUGACCUGUCGCUGGCCGGGUCCCUGCCGGACACCUUCCACGACGCGUCGCCCUCCUUCGGGCUGCACCCGUCCCCCGGGCGCCUGGGCCCCGACGACAGCCUGGUGGGCAGCCUGAGCGGCGGCGGCGGCGGCAGCGUCCCUCCCGAGCUGGACGGGCUGGACUCCGAGAAGGACAAGAUGCUGGUGGAGAAGCAGAAGGUGAUCAACGAGCUCACCUGGAAGCUGCAGCAGGAGCAGCGGCACGUGGAGGAGCUGCGCCUGCAGCUGCAGAAGCAGAAGCGGAGCAAGGGCGCCGCCGAGCAGGAGCCGCCGCCCUUCCUGGGGGCGCCCAUCAAGCAGGAGGACGCGGCCUCCAGCUGCCCCUUCGCGGCCCGGCAGGCCUCUGCGCACAGACCCGGCGGCGCGGACGGCCAGGCGCCGGCGGGCGGCGCUGCUCCGCUCCUGCUGCCCCCGGGCGGCAGCCUCGGCCUGGAGCCCGCGGGCCAAGCCCACGCGCUUCCCUCCACCUUCCUCAGCCCGCAGUGCUCGCCGCAGCACUCGCCGCUCGGCGCCGUGAAAAGCCCGCAGCACAUCAGCUUGCCCCCAUCGCCGAACAACCAUUACUUCCUACCUUCGUCCGCAGGUGCUCAGGGAGAAGGGCACGGGGCCUCCUCACCUGCCAGCACCCAGGUGUGUACUGCACAGAACUCAGGGGCACACGAGGGCCAUCCUGCAAGCUUCUCCCCUCAGCCUUCUGGCCUCCACCCCCCUUUCUCUGGAGCCCAGGCAGACAGCAGUCAUGGUGCUAUGGGCAAUCCUUGUCCCCAAAGCCCAGGUGUACAGCAAAAGAUGGCUGGUUUGCAGUCUUCUGAUAAAGCAGGACCAAAGUUUUCAAUUCCAUCCCCAACAUUUCCUAAGUCAACUUCAACAGUUGCAGAGAUAACACAGCCUCCAUCCUAUGAAGAUGCAGUAAAACAGCAAAUGACUCGCAGUCAGCAGAUGGACGAGCUCCUGGAUGUCCUCAUUGAAAGUGGAGAAAUGCCAGCUGAUGCCAGAGAGGAUCAUUCGUGUCUUCAAAAGGUCCCAAAGAUGCCUAGGUCUUCCCGAAGCCCCACUGCUGCCCUCCCCAAGCCUUCUGCUCCCUUUGAACAAGCGUCUUCAGGAGGCCAGCUCUCAUUUGAUCACUAUGGCACAGACAGUGAUGAGCACCUUGAAGUCUUAUUAAAUUCCCACAGCCCCUUGGGAAAGGUGAGCGAUGUUGCCCUUCUAAAAAUUGGGAGUGAGGAGCCUUCUUUCGAUGGCAUAAUGGAUGGAUUCUCUGGGAAGGCUGCAGAAGACCUCUUCAAUGCGCAUGAGAUCUUGCCAGGUCCCCUCUCCCCGAUACACACUCAGUUUUCACCUUCUUCUGUGGACAGCAGUGGGCUGCAGUUAAGCUUCACUGAAUCUCCCUGGGAAACCAUGGAGUGGCUGGACCUCACUCCCCCAAGUUCCACACCAAGCUUCAGCUCACUCAGCACCAGCGGCCCGAGCAUCUUCAACAUCGAUUUUCUGGAUGUCACAGAUCUGAAUUUGAAUUCCCCCAUGGACCUGCACUUACAGCAGUGGUAGAAUGCCUGAUGCAAAAAUGCUAAGGAAGGCCAAUAGGAAUUCUACAACCACAAAUACUUGUAUUGUAUUACCCAAAAGGAGGAGCAGGAGGAGGGGGAAGCAGAGGAGGAAGAAAUUUAAAAGAAGCAGUGGAGAUUUCUUUGACUAUCAACAGCACAAAUAGGAGUCCUUUAUAUAUAUAUAUAGUAAUACUUACCAACAUUCAAUGACUGUUACUGAUUUUAGCAAUGCACUUAAAAUGUGCUUUCUCAGAUCAAGAAUGCCAAAAAAAAAAUCUUUCACUACCUUUUCAAACACCAAUAUAUUUUCUAGCCCAUAUUUAAUUAAGACAUUGUUGGGGCGUAAUCUCACCUUGUAAGCUUUUCUCAUGAAUUUAUUGGAAAGAAAAUGUAAACUUGGGAGUUCAGGGAAGUCAGUCCAUCAAAGGUUAUAGAAGACACACCUGUGAUGGAGGCUGAUUCUCAUAGCUCCAUUACUGUCUUUCAAAAUACAAGUAAGGCCCAGUUUCAGUUACGGAGUUCUUGAGGCAGACUAGAGGGACAGAACCAAUUCAUUCCCAGGGAAGAAAAAUCAACUCAGUGUCCCUUGACCACAAAGCUGCCCCAUCGGAAUGGUUUCCAAUCUCCUACCCAGAAGUCUGUGAGGUCACUGAUAAAAACUGACCCACCAUUGUUGCAGAGAACCCUUCCCAGAACUUCCCUUUUUCUUAACCAAUUAGCCGCAUCACUCCCACUCUCUCUGUGGUGGGAAGCAUUGUGAAACAGGCAAGAAACUCCUGCCAUGGGAGGUUCUCCAGCACCACCCUCCUUAGUUCCAAAGACUAGUGCUGACCUAAGCAGAUGAAAGGACCGCUCUAGCCUCAGGGAGCCAUAUCAGGGAUCAUUCAGACAGCGCUAGAGAACACUGUUUCCCAUAUCAUGGGAAUACUAGUAAGCCAUAGGCUAUUAUAACAGGACUAUGUGUGAGGUCCAACUUCUUUUUCUGGAAUGGGCAUGGUCUUGUUUAUUUUUCUCCCACUCAACUUUUCUUUCAAGAGACCAAUCCUUUCUUGCUCCUCUUUCAGAUAUCUUUCUUUUUUGCCCCGGCAUUGGGAGAAGAGGACUUCUUACUGUAGAUCUAAUAAGCUGCCAUACUCCUAAUAAAGCCAUAUUUCAAAAAGCUAAAACUCCAGGUUUUCCUGGAAAACUCAUUCUCCAUAUGCAUAAUUUGCUGCAGAAGGAAGUUGAAAGAAUGUCUUUAGGAAGAAACUGGUGACUUGGCCCAUCAGUCACCACGCUCAUUCUCCCCUCGUUUGAUUUACAGCAAUCACUGAUUUGGGAAAUUGGAAAUCAUUAUAUUGUAGAGAUACAAGGAGAGAGUGUUUUAGGUAUGGAUUUCUGAAAGAAAACACAAUGGUGCGUUGAAAACAGUGGGAGGAAGAAAAGACAGUGGUGUCGUGUGCAUUCCUCAUUACCUCUCACGCUUGUGCUGGGGGUUGGAAAACUCAGCCGUUGGGACGGUCUCCCCAAGGUGCACUGGGGCUUCACCGUGUUUAUAGUGUUGCA
This is a messenger RNA of Myotis lucifugus (little brown bat), 4570 nucleotides long. It is a transcript of the gene MYOCD, whose product is annotated as myocardin. NCBI's taxonomy places the organism in Eukaryota, Metazoa, Chordata, Mammalia, Chiroptera, Vespertilionidae. The record is from RefSeq and is a predicted model, not a curated record. The transcript has 13 exons. The coding region runs from base 183 to 3026 and encodes 947 amino acids. Gene Ontology annotation, biological process: smooth muscle cell differentiation; cardiac muscle cell differentiation.